AUGAGCGCUCCUGCAGCUGGUGGAGCCACUGGAGGCGAUGAUGCCGCCGAUAGAAAUGUCGAGAUGUGGAAGAUCAAGAGACUUAUCAAGAGUUUGGAACUCGCGAGAGGGUAAGAAAUAAACUUUGUAAAUUUCAAAUUAGGCCAAUUUUUCAGAAAUGGAACUUCCAUGAUUUCUUUGAUUAUCCCACCAAAAGAUCAAGUCGCACGAAUCCAGAGAAUGUUGGCAGAAGAAUAUGGAACCGCGUCGAAUAUCAAGUCUCGUGUAAACAGACUUUCUGUCCUGGGAGCUAUUACUUCUGUACAAGGACGUCUGAAGCUAUACAACAAAGUUCCACCAAACGGACUUGUAGUUUAUUGUGGAACGAUAAUGACGGACGAAGGAAAGGAAAAGAAAGUUAACAUUGAUUUCGAGCCAUUUAAGGCAAUCAACACUUCUUUGUACCUCUGCGAUAACAAGUUUCACACGGAAGCUUUGCAAGGUUUGUACAAACUAUUCCAUCUAAGCCUUCUAUUGCACAAUUCCAGGACUGCUUGCCGAUGACAACAAAUUCGGAUUCAUCAUUAUGGACGGAAACGGUUGUUUGUUCGGAACACUUCAAGGAAAUACUCGUGAAGUUCUUCACAAGUUCACUGUGGAUCUGCCGAAGAAGCACGGAAGAGGAGGACAGUCUGCCGUUCGUUUUGCUCGACUCCGUAACGAAAAGCGUCACAAUUACGUUCGCAAAGUCGCGGAAAACGCUGUCGAGAUGUUCAUCAAGAACGACAAAGUCACUGUCGCCGGAUUGAUUCUCGCUGGUAGUGCUGACUUCAAAACCGAAUUGGGACAAUCCGACAUGUUUGAUCAGCGACUUCAGGCCAAGAUGAUCAAGACGGUCGAUAUUGCAUACGGAGGAGAGAACGGAUUCAACCAGGCUAUCGAACUAGCCGCUGAUACUCUCGCCAGCGUGAAGUUCAUCCAAGAGAAAAAGUUGAUUGGAGGAUAUUUCGAUGAGAUCAGUCAAGACACCGGAAAGUACGUUUUCGGAGUGAAAGACACUUUGGCGGCUCUUGAGAUGGGUGCAAUUGAGACUCUCAUUUGCUGGGAGAACCUAGAUAUUGUUCGCUAUAAGAUGAAGAACUCGAAUGGAGAGGAUAUUUUGUUGAACCUGCGGCCUGACGAGGAGAGAGACAAGUCUCAUUUCACUGACAACGAAACCGGACAGGAUAUGGAAAUUAUCGAGACUAUGCCUCUGCUCGAGUGGUUCGCCAACAAUUACAAGGUAAAUAUUUAGGGUCAGGAAAUGUUGAGGAACAAUGUUAUUUUAGAACUUCGGAGCUGCGCUGGAAAUCGUAACGGACAAAUCUCAGGAGGGAGCUCAGUUUGUGCGAGGAUUUGGAGGAAUUGGUGGUCUUCUCCGUUAUCGUGUCGAUCUGAUGCACCACGAUCUGGAUGACGAGUUUGACAACCUUGACCUUGAUGACUAUUGA
Caenorhabditis sp. 36 PRJEB53466 is the source of this 1469-nucleotide messenger RNA. NCBI's taxonomy places the organism in Eukaryota, Metazoa, Nematoda, Chromadorea, Rhabditida, Rhabditidae. The record is from the annotation of a GenBank genome assembly.